AUUAUUUUUAUCGACUUGCAGAGAAAAGAAACAUCACUCUGCAAACAACAGCGGACAUCAUGAGCUGUCACCUGGUGCUGAUGGUGUGUCUCGCGCUCGUGCUGGUGGCGUGUGCCCGCGGCGGGGAGGCGCGUGUCCGUCUGAACUCCAUCAGGACGGUGAUCCUGAGGGAGGGGCACGCGCUGCCGGUCAACCGGAGCACGUGGGAGCCGAGCCUGGACCUCACGCUCUACCAGUGUAUGAGCGACCUGGAGUGCAGCGAGGGCAGCUACUGCCACGCGCCCACCAGAGGCCCCGCCCACUCCCGCUGCCAGACCUGCCGCAGGAGGAAGAGGCGUUGCCAUAGGGACGGCAUGUGCUGCCCCGGCAACCGAUGCAGCAACAAUAUCUGCGUCCCUGAUGAGGACAGCUUCGUGUCUCAGAGGAUCCCCGACUCAGAUGGAGGGAUGAGUCCUCUGGCCAAGAAGAAAGGAUGGAGGAAGAGAGGGAGGAUGGAGGUCAAGGGGCCGUCCAGCAAAGGUCAGGUGGGGGACCCGUGUCUCCGCUCGUCGGACUGCUCGGACGCUCUGUGCUGCGCGCGCCACUUCUGGACGCGGAUCUGUAAGCCGGUGCUGCAGGAGGGCCAGGUGUGCACGCGCCACCGCCGGAAGAGCGCCCACGGCCUGGAGCUGUUCCAGCGCUGCCCCUGCGGCGACGGCCUUAGCUGCCGGACACUACGAGAGCCCGGCGCCAAGUCCUCGUCUUCAUCAUCAUCUUCAUCUCUGCUAGUGGCGGCGGCAAAGUCCAAGCUAGCAGCUUCGUCCUCGUCCUCGUCCCGCCACUCCUCCCCGCACACCUCGCUGCUGUCCUCGUCGGCGGGGAAGUUGGCGGCGUCGCCACCGGUGGCAAAGACCAGACUGCACGUGUGUCAGAAAAACUAAAGAAGAAGAAGAAAGAGUGAAAGACAGAAAGAGGAGAGGAAGGAUAGAGCUCCCUCUGAGCCGGAGGAGGAGCAGAACCGGUUGCUCCUCUAGUAUCCGGAUGCUAACGAGCUUCCUGUCGGGCUGCUUUCACACACAAAGCCAGCGGGAUGUGAAACCGGCGCGGUUUCCUCCUCCGCGUCUAGACGAGCCGAAACCGCUUUGAAAUCCGGUUUGACUCCACUUCCAGCAGCAGGAAGGACAUUAAUAUUAAAGGCUGAUUCAGGUCUUUGGUCCUGUUGUUUCUGUGGAGCCACACAAACCACAAAACACUGAAACCGACAAAAAUAUUCAGAGUAUCAAACACAGAAACAUUGUGCUGAGUGG
This is a messenger RNA of Centropristis striata (black sea bass), 1286 nucleotides long. Its product is annotated as dickkopf-related protein 2-like. Gene Ontology annotation, cellular component: extracellular region. The coding region runs from base 60 to 920 and encodes 286 amino acids. The record is from RefSeq and is a predicted model, not a curated record. The transcript is spliced from 5 exons. Gene Ontology annotation, biological process: negative regulation of canonical Wnt signaling pathway; multicellular organism development. Lineage: Eukaryota; Metazoa; Chordata; Actinopteri; Perciformes; Serranidae. Gene Ontology annotation, molecular function: co-receptor binding; receptor antagonist activity.